Molecule: messenger RNA, 3972 nt
Organism: Hippoglossus stenolepis (Pacific halibut)
Lineage: Eukaryota; Metazoa; Chordata; Actinopteri; Pleuronectiformes; Pleuronectidae
Gene: miga1
Product: mitoguardin 1
Exons: 16
Coding region: 183-1976 (597 amino acids)
Biological process (GO): mitochondrial fusion
Source: RefSeq, a predicted model, not a curated record
GCUAGAUGGACGCGUGCUGGGGCCGGAGUCCUUCACUCUGCCGCCGCCGAGGUCAGCUGGAGGAGCGGGAGAAGCACCGGCAACCACCGGAGGACCCCACCGGAGGACAGCUCCAGACUCACCGCUCCAGCAGGAUGGGGACGUGGAUGACAGACCUGCCAAGACAUGGAUAGACCGCCACAAUGACACAUGAGACCCUCACGUGCUCCCAGCUGUCUGUCAAGGCCGCUGCCCUGCGCAUGGUUAACCUACCGAUGUCCGUUUGCAGCUCCCUGGCUCAGGUGAGUGUCAGCACAGGAACCAAGAAGCUGGUGGCCGCCACUGCGUUUGGUGCCUUCUCGCUCCUCUUCCUCGCACGCCGCUUCCAGAGGAGGAAGGGUAGAAAGAAGGCUCUCUCGCCCGAGUGGGAGAAAGCUGGGUUCGAGUUCUUCCCCCCGGCGUCGGCAGGGAACAAUAACACCAGUCAAAACAUCACCCUCUCCCUCAACUCCAAGAAUGGCUACUCCUCUGGUCUGGUGCUCAGCAGAGGAGACUACAGGAAGCUGUCCGGCUCCCUGCUCAGCUUGGCCUCGGUGAAAAGCAUGAACUCGUCGAGCAGCAGCACCUGUGCAAAUGAAUCCAUCUGUUGGGACAGAGUGGGAGAAGCCGACAUCUGCAGUGUCGUCAACUUACCCGUCACCACCCCUGAAAACCUGUACCUUAUGGGUAUGGAUUUGUUUGAAGAGGCUCUGGGGCGGUGGGAGGAAGCGUUGACGUUCAGGACCAGGCAGACCGAGGACGAGGACGAUGACGACGCAGAGAGUUGUGCUUCUGUCCAAACGGGGGCUGGAGACGCCAUCGCCGAGCAGAGCAUGGAGGAUGUGAUCAGUGCAGAGUUCAUCCACCGGCUGAAGUCUCUGCUGCAGAGAGCCUACAACCUCCAGGAGGAGUUUGAGGGAGUGUUGGGACUGUCCGAGCCGUCAAUCCACAGCAACAGCCAGGAUAAAAUGGCCGACAUUUUGUGCAGAGAGGAGCUGGACGACGUGUGUCUCAGAGACAGCAUCAGCAUCGCGUCCAACGACUCCUUCGUCUCUGCUGUGGAGCUGACGGAGCACAGGGAGCUGAGGAGCGUCUUCGCUCUGGGACACCACUCGUUCUACGACGAGGCUCUAGAGAUGGCUGAGGACGGACAGAUUUCCUGCAGAGUGCUGCGGACUGAGAUGCUGGAGUGUCUUGGGGACAUAGAUUUCUUGGCUAAGUUGCACUGUGUGCGGCAGGCGUGUCAGCUCAUUUUGUGCGAGAGGAAGACCAGGAUGUUUCUGACCGACACAGGAAAGAAGAUCCUGUCGUCCAUUAUUGUUAAAGCGCAGAAGAGCCCCAGGAGAUUUGAGGAAGUAUUUGAAGAGAUGUUUUGCUUCCUGGAUCACCCGGAGCACUGGGAGAACACGGAGGUGGAGCUGGCCACACGAGGAGUGAAGCAUUUGAACUUCUACGAUAUCGUGCUGGACUUCAUCCUGAUGGAUUCGUUUGAGGACCUGGAGAAUCCACCGGUCUCCAUCCAGAACGUGGUCAACAACCGCUGGCUCAACAGCUCCUUCAAGGAAACCGCGGUGGCAUCCAGCUGUUGGUCAGUGCUGAAGCAGAAGAGGCAGCACAUGAAGGUGCCCGACGGGUUCAUCGCUCAUUUCUACGCAGUGUGUGAACAGAUCAGCCCCGUCCUGGCCUGGGGCUUCCUGGGACCCAAGAGCUCCCUGCACGACUUCUGCUGCUUCUUCAAGGACCAGGUGCUGCACUUCCUGAAGGACAUUUUUGACCUGGACAACGUGCGUUACUCGUCCGUGGAGAGUCUGGCAGAGGACAUGCUCCACCUGCUGCACCGCCGCUCCGAGCUGCUGCUCGCCUACCUGGGCACCGACCCGCUGCGGCACGUCAACGGCUGCAGUUCCCCGCAGGUGCAGCUGCUGCCCAGCGCCCUGCUGGAGGCGGGAGCUCAGUGAGAGACGGGAAGAGAUUCAGACGCAGGUCCUCAAACAACACACGCAAGAAAACCACAGCAUUUAUCUACAGCCCCAGUCGGACCAGAGCAAACUGUCGGUGUGGAAGCAAACACACUAGAGGGUCAGAGCCCGACAGUCUCAUGACUUCACCCUCUGACGUGACCUCCACCCAUCUGCUCCAUAAAUCUGGUGAAACUGAAUAUCUACUGUAGAAUUUUAACGUUAAACACAUUUCCCAUCAUACCUUGUGCUCUCAUCGCUCUGUAUCUGAGGAUCUUCAUAAACUGAACCAGCCGUCUGCCUUCACACACGACCAUUACCUCCAGCACGGCCCCUCUCUCCGCCCCCCCCUCUCCACUGUGCACAUCAGUUUUUAAAUAUCACAGCAAUAAUAUUUAGAAUGCAAACUUGGCAGUGGUUCUCCCACAGUAGAUAUUACUCUGUGAAUUAAGGUGUAUUUGCUGCUAUUAAGAGCAAUUUAUGUAAAGAAAAUAAAAGGUAUUUAUUUUAUUAAACAGCUAAAUGACGCAGGGUUUAUUUUGUAGAAGUUGUAGUAGAGCCUGUACGCGUCGAUCAGCUUCAAACAUGCAGUGGUUUGAAUAUCACGGCUGUUGACUGAACCUCAUGAGAUAUUUAUUAGAUGUAUUUCCACAUCCUACUGAACAUCAGCAAUUAAAUGCACUUUGCGUUUUUUGUUACAAGCACAUGCUGCCCAGGGAAGUUACUUAUAAAGGGAAACUGUUCGAGGGUCGACCAGAGAACUUUGUUGGAAAUGAUAGGAUAUUUUUUUGUUGCACCACCUGAAUGAAUCCCAGCACACGCAGCCUCCCAGGACCAUGAUCCAUCAGCUACAGGAACUCAAAGCUUAAACGUCACUGUUUCAUAACCGUCCAGCUGUUUAUCAGCCUGUGUCCCUCAGCUCUUCACACAAGAAGCCUUACUGUCACAUCUUCAAGCCUUCAUCCGUCACUGAAUGUUCGUCUGACAAGUUUAUUCUCCAGUAAUAGUGGCCGCUCUGCUGUUUAGUCACUGCCACGUACAGAACAUGCACCACAUGACGAGCAGUGGAGUCACUGCAGGACUAGAUGUGUCGAUUCUAAAAUGCUGCACAUUGGAAGAACAGUGUGAAUCGUUCAGAGGUGAAGGACGACCCUCAUCAGCUCUUUCUGCAGAGAUGAACUGAACCUGACUUAAACACUCACACCGACACCAGUGAUCAAUGAAACAGUUUCUAACUCACAGAUAAAUUCCUAAAGGGAUCAGAUCCCCAGUCCUGCUUCUGUAAAGAUCUGUUAAUCUCAUGAGGCUUUAAAAAUCAAAGCGGUUUUCUUCCAAAGGUCGAUUGUUUUCAGUUGAGAAUUCUGUUUCUAUGGACAGAUGAAAUAAUCUCACUUCAGUUUAUUAAACCGAUAAUUCUCAUGUUUCAGAGAUUCAUGUGAAUGUUGAUCUUUAACGUUGGGAACUGAAUCUGUUGGUUUGGUCAACUCAUUUUUAGACUUAAGUCAAUUUGGAUGAAGUUUUUUAUUUGCCAAAACAAAAUGGGACAAUUAAAGAUCAUAAGUGGAACUAGUUUCCUCAUCAGACUCUUUAGCUCUGUGGUCGUGAGCCUGCAGAAACUAAAUCUAAGACUUUAGGACCUUUACUAUGACGAAAUGCAGUUUAAUAAAUAGUCAUACAGCCAAACAAAUGGAAAAACCCCUUUGCACAACAAAACCAUGGGACUGUUUCUCGUUUAAUUACGUGGAAUGUACUGAACACAUUUUUUAGAUCUUAACUAUUUUGUCAAACAUCACGAGGCUUCACUUUUGGAGAGACUCACUUGUUUAAAUUGUGAAAUGACUUAAUUGAUCCCGUGUGUAAUUUGAAUCACAAGUGAGUCAGUGUCCAUGUGAGUGAUUUAAAAACAGGCCGUCCUUCAUCUCGUCAGGAAAUCAAGUGAAACAUUUGUGACUUCACCUCGAACAAAUGAAUCUAAUAAAGAUGUUUACGUGUUAAA